AUGAUUAUUAUAGGGGAUGACACAGAAGAAAUAUUGAAGCUCCAAAAGCAAUUGGCAACUGAACUUGAGAUGAAGAAUCUAGGAGGACUUAAAUAUUUUCUGGGAAUUGAAGUUGCUAGAUCAAAACAAGAUGCAGAUUGGGCAGGGAAUAUCUCAGAUAGAAAGUCGACUUCGGGUUACUUCAUGUUUGUUGGCGGGAACCUUGUUACAUGGAGAAGUAAGAAGCAAAAAGUGGUGGUCUUAUUGAGUGCUAAAGCUGAGUUUCGAGAAUGGCCAAGGGUCUUUAUGCGCUUAUCUGGCUUAGAUGAAUUUGUUUUUAGACAAUAA
Messenger RNA from Juglans regia (Persian walnut), 327 nucleotides. RefSeq lists its product as uncharacterized. The record is from RefSeq and is a predicted model, not a curated record. The coding region runs from base 1 to 327 and encodes 108 amino acids. Lineage: Eukaryota; Viridiplantae; Streptophyta; Magnoliopsida; Fagales; Juglandaceae. The transcript is spliced from 2 exons.